Messenger RNA from Rangifer tarandus platyrhynchus (Svalbard reindeer), 408 nucleotides. Lineage: Eukaryota; Metazoa; Chordata; Mammalia; Artiodactyla; Cervidae. The record is from the annotation of a GenBank genome assembly.
AUGACCGUGGCUCCACUGUCCCUGAUGACCCUGUUGUCACCGUCACCCCCUUCCGCCCCCCCAGCUGUGUCCGGUCCCUCUGGGCCCCCUCCCCCAAGGCCUGCAGGGUUCUGGAAAGUCCCGCCUUCCCCAGCUCGGAAGGCCGAGCUCAGAGCCAGCCAGAGCAGGAGGUGUCCAGCCCUCAGGUUCCCUCUGCCCGCCCCUCCCCGCGUAGGUCCUGGCCGGGAGCUGACGAGGGUGCGGGCUGCCUUGUACGACAAAGGGGAGGCCAGGGGCCAGGGCCGGCUGCGGCCUCCUGGGGAGGAGGGCUCGGAGCCAAGAAGCUCCGAGGCUGGAGAGGAGGCCCUGGGGAGGUGGCCGGGCCCUGCCCCGCCCGACUCAGUGACCCCGGAGCGUCUGCCCGUGUGA